AUGGGGCGACACAAGGGGGCGUCGUCAGCGGCAAGUGAAGAUGAUCACUCGAACAACGAGAUGUCCCAGGUGACGCUCCACCCCACGGGCCCUCCAGUAGCACCACCACCUCCGCGUGAGAUUAAGGUUGGACCAACGCUUGUCCUCGGACUCACUCUCUUCGUGGCUGUGCUGCUGGCCGUCUCGGUGGGGGCGCCGUGGUUGCGAGUCGAUCAAUAUGCUGUAGGGCCCAACGGGGAGGAUGUGAUGGAGAUGUUUGGCCUUUGGAGGUCUGUGCGUAAAGAGGGCGACGUUACAAUAACAACAACGACAAGUGACAUUGAAUGCGCAGCGAGGCAACGACGGGUGCGGGCAUUGGAGGCGUUGUCGAUUCUCUCGUUGGUUGUUGCGUUGAUCACUGUCGUUGUGGCUAUUGCAAACUACCGGGCUGAUAAUAAAAAACCUCGUGUUCGUUUAGCUGCCAUUUGCUGUGUUGCUGCAAUCUUCAUCUGCAUAACGGCGGAGUGCGCCGUUGGAAUUAAUGUGUACACAUGGACCUUUGCAGGAUGCAGCACUGAAGCAAGCUAUCACUCCCGCCUUUUUGAGCCCUACGUUGGAUUUGCCUUCACUCUUACGGCGUGGGCGCUCAGCUCCCUGGCAGGUAUUCUUGUCUACAAUAAUCCUGUCGUUCAGGCAGACGCCCGCUCUAUUGAUGGGGGAGCCACUGUGUUUACCGCAUUCUCUUUUAUUGCAUUAUUGUUCGUUGUGGUGGCUUGCCCGAUUCCCCAAUGGUUCUACAAGGAUGGCAUAAAUAUGACAGUAACAGAUGUCUUCUUGUGGAAGGAACGCUACGGCAUUCUUUGGAAUACCACCGCCCCAACCACGUCUACCGCAGUGUGGGACCUUGGUUGCGAUUCAGUGGCACGGUACUUCCACGCAACAGAGGCGCUUAGCAUUAUUUCUAUAUUUCUAGGUGCUUGUGCAGUUGUUACAGGUUUUCUCUUGUGUAAAGGACUUGCCGGGGCCACAAAUGUAGCGUUGGCGUUCGGCUAUAUGACGGUAAUCGCGACACUUGUCGAAUGGACUCUGGCGCUACGUAUAUAUUACGGCAGUUGGUGUGGCAAUGCCAUCGCCUACCAGACGAAAAAGUAUGUUUUGUCAGCUGGCUUUGCAUUAAGCGUAGCAGGUUUUGUGAUUAUGGCCCUCGGGACAGGGGUUUUGACGGUUGCUGAGGUCAUUCGGCGACGAUAUUUUCCGUCAACUGCACCUAAGAAGACGUUUACUGAGAUUGUUGUUGAAAUGAGUAUGUAG
Molecule: messenger RNA, 1290 nt
Organism: Trypanosoma grayi
Lineage: Eukaryota; Euglenozoa; Kinetoplastea; Trypanosomatida; Trypanosomatidae
Exons: 1
Coding region: 1-1290 (429 amino acids)
Source: RefSeq, a predicted model, not a curated record